Symbiodinium natans is the source of this 1245-nucleotide messenger RNA. Lineage: Eukaryota; Dinophyceae; Suessiales; Symbiodiniaceae. The record is from the annotation of a GenBank genome assembly.
AUGUCGUCAUCAUGCUCCCGAUUGAACAUGCUCUCUGGCUGGCUGGUGGCACCUGUCGAAGCCUACCAGUUUGCCACUCCGAUCGGUUGGCAGCUGUUUGCAAUCAAGAAGAAAUGGCAGUCGGUAAGCGGCUUUCCACCUGCUUUGGUGGAAGUAGCUGGCCAUCAACGCAAGAGGUACCGAACAGUCAGCAUCCUCCAGCCAGACCCGGCACCGCCCACAGCAGCUACAACCACCUUGCAGGCUGCGCAGACAAGCAGGUCCGGUGAACUCACUGCAGGUGCCCUUGUCCGGAUCCUGCCAGAUGAGUGCAGCGACUUCAUCCCCUGGAGUGAUAUGGAUGCGAACGACUGCCGGAAGUAUGCUGAGCCUGGGUGGUUGCUAUCAUGCCACGACCUGCGGAGUGUGGAAGAGCGCAUGGGGGACUUGGAUGAGCGGCUUGACGCGAACCUGAAGUUGUCUCCGCGAGACGCAUGCUGCGCCUGUGGCGGUUCCAACGCAACCGGACGCGCGCGGGCCAUCAGCAGACUCGCAAGCGCGGUGUACGACACCCUGGAAUCCAUUGACAACAGCCAAGAAGUGGAGUCCCAAAUCCCGGCGUCCACCGUCGCGAGCCUCAGGGCUGUUCUGGAUGGCACCGAUGGUAAAGAGUUGCUGGAGAGUCGACUUCUGCCGAUGACCAACGAGGAGCUGGCUGCCGCCGGACGCUUGGCAGGGGACAGCUCGGCCCACUUGUACUUCAGGAAGCCGCAGGAGCUGCUGCCGGCCCUCGAACUGCUGGUGGCUCUUUUUCCGUCCGCGUCUGCUGUGGAAGAAGAACGAGAGGCCAAGAACGCAAGCCCGGAAGACCAGCGCCAGUUGCAGGAUGUUGAACAGAGGAAUAUGGGUGACAUCCACGUAGGCCACGCCGGCUUGGCAAUGAAUGCUGCUGUGGCCGUGCAACUUCUUUCCCACGUCAUGAGGGCUCUGAGCUGCUUGUGGAGGAUUUACUUUAUAGUGCUCUUCGUGAUUUGUGCCACGGCAGUGGUGUGGUGGGUCAACGUUCUGCGCAGGCCGGUGACGUAUGUCGUCCUCCGAAGUCAUGAGAAGUUCUUUGGCAAGCAGCGGCAGAUGGAAGAACCGGCCAUCCUCGUGAACAACCGAUUCAACUCGCAGAAGCUUGUUGGGUUCUUCCUUCCGACGGAGCGUGUCAGUGAGUUUGCAGCAGCUCUGGGAGGCGCUUUGCCGCAGGUGACCCAGGUGUAG